Labeo rohita (rohu) is the source of this 1092-nucleotide messenger RNA. RefSeq names its product SLAM family member 9-like. The record is from RefSeq and is a predicted model, not a curated record. NCBI's taxonomy places the organism in Eukaryota, Metazoa, Chordata, Actinopteri, Cypriniformes, Cyprinidae. Bases 1 to 1092 code for a protein of 363 amino acids. The transcript has 4 exons.
AUGCCAGUUAACUUUCUGCCAUUACCUGAUGCAGACGCUGUCGAGGAACAUUUAACCAGUUUGAGUGGUGAUGAACUUGAGAACGUUUUGAGCAUCUUGCACAAGAAAGGACUACUCAGUGGGUUGCUGACCUCUGUGCUGAGCACUGGCGGUCCUGUAGCAAACAGCGAUGAAUUGGAUGAGGAGAAUGUGAUGUGUGAAGAAACUGCUCUGGCAAGCGAUGGUGUAGAAGUUGAAGGAGAGAUCGUAACAUUUGCUACCAGUGACUGUGAUGUUACUCUUGCUGAUGUUGACUUCCAUGUGAACUGUGUGUUUGGUGUUGAUACAGAUGCAGUGCAGCCAGUGUCAGUGGUGGAGGGAAAACCUAUCACUCUACAAACUGAUGUAGAUACUGUAAAAGAGAUAAUAUGGAGGUUUGGAGAACAAGGUAUAUUCAUAGUCCUUUUAGAUGCCGAUCAGAUCUCAUAUCCUAGUGAUAUUGAUGACCGAUUUAAAGGCAGACUGCAGCUGGACAAACAGACAGGAUCUCUGACCAUCACAAACACCACAACCACAGACUCUGGAUUUUAUGAAGCAAGAAUUACGGCAGGGCCAAAGGUCCAAGUCAAGAACUUCAUUGUUACUGUCUAUUCUCGUCUGCCUGUUCCUGUCAUCACUUCUGCAUCAGUUCAAAAUCUUUCAUCGUCAUCAUCAUCAUCAUCAUCACAACAGAACUGUUCAUUUUUGUGUUCAGUGGUGAAUGUGAGUGAUGUGAGUCUCUCCUGGUACAAAGGAAACAGUUUAUUGUCCAGCAUCAGUGUGUCUGAUCUCAGCAUCAGUCUCUCUCUACCUCUGGAGAUUGAGUGUCUGGAUGAUUCCUACAGCUGUGUGGUGGCUUAUUCAUUCACCAACUGGACUGAAUAUCUUAACACUGAACUCUGUCAGCCAUGUUCAGACAGCAUCUACUGUUGUGGUUAUACUGAAGCUGUGAUCCGAUUGGCUGUCUCUGCUCUGGUGGUCGUGGCUACUGUUGCUGUGCUGGUUUAUGACAUCAGAUCGAGAAAUACUGAACAGGAGAGGAGAGAACAGACAUCAGCACAAGACCCUUACUGA